This is a messenger RNA of Scylla paramamosain (green mud crab), 2678 nucleotides long. RefSeq names its product myosin-9-like. Gene Ontology annotation, biological process: spindle assembly; centrosome cycle. Lineage: Eukaryota; Metazoa; Arthropoda; Malacostraca; Decapoda; Portunidae. The record is from RefSeq and is a predicted model, not a curated record. Bases 286 to 2154 code for a protein of 622 amino acids. The transcript is spliced from 14 exons. Gene Ontology annotation, cellular component: HAUS complex; centrosome.
UAAAUCUCAGUCUGUGCGUGGGGAAUUCUGUUGUGAGAGCUGGCAUAAAACACGUCAGGGAGCGCCGUUGUGAAAGAUUAAACUCCGCCAGAAUCCUUGGUUCAAAUCUUGCUUCUCUUGCCUACACCAAGAAAAAGGAAAGUUCAGAAUAGAAGAAAGAGUAAGAUUAAUCAGGAUUAGUAGAAGGAAGAAGACCCAACAGGAAGUUCAGAGGUGGUUCAGCCGUGGUGGUCCACCGCUGCUCCUGCAACCAGCAUCUUGUUAGGAGGUGCAGUUGGUCUGGUGAUGAGUUGGCCUGGAAUGACGCACCAGGAGGCUGUACCAGCGACAGCAGCAGGCAUGGAGGGCAACCUGCACCAGUGGGCCGCUAACCUCUCCAGCCGCCACAAGCUCUUCUCCCACGACCAGCCUUUAGCACCUCACCAUUUCUCCAUACUGCUGCAGGAGAAAAACCUAAAGCCAUGCUUCUCCUUUUUGGCGCGACGUGUUGUUCUGCCCGACCAGGGGAGACUGAUCAAGCUGAAUCUUAAACAUGCCAGGAUCAGGAAGAGCCUGAAGGAGGAAGCUGAGGAGCCAUCAUCUCUCCAUGAUUACUUAAGACUCAAGACCGCCAUAGUGGAUGCCAGGACAGCCAUUGCAGCCGAGACAAAAGAGAUAUCACGGCUCAGCCAGAAGAAGGAAGAGCUGCGGCAAGGUGAAGUUGAGGCAUGGAGGAAGGCGGGUCUGGUGAGGGCAGCACAGCAGGACAAGGAGCAGCUGACUCACCACUAUGGCCAGUGGAGCACCCAGCUGACAGAACUGCGGGAAGACCAGCAACGUGAGGAGAGAAAAGUUGCCAAAGCAAACCUGGCUAUCAAGGACAAGGUGCACACUGACUUGAUGGACCUGGAGAGGGUGCACCAGGCCCUCCUCAGCAGCCGUCCCUGCGCUGCUCACUCCGUCCAUCAGAUGAAGGAAGAUGUGUGGGAGAGAAUUGGUGAGAGUGUUGAUGAGUUAAGCCCGAGGGGUCUGGUGGAGGCGGUGCUCGGGGAGACUCGAGAAGGCCAGCAUGCCCUGCGUACCCUCCUGCAGGGGGUGGACCUGACCAGGGAUGCACAUGACCUCAGGGUGAAGUGUGAAGGUGAUGGCACCUUCAUAGAUGAGAUGAACCCUAGUGGAGUGAUGGAGUCUGUGCGAGAGUUGCUGAGACAGAUGAGUGCUGCCCACGUGAAGCUUUACCUACAGGCACACCAAGAGAACCGGGCAGCGCUGUCCCUCACACGCGCCCUCAGCACCAUCACCAAUAACAUUACUACAGUGGCCAAGAGAAACCAUGAAGAUGAGGAGGUGGUGGCUGCUGUGGUCACCCUGAUAAAGACCAGGUAUGCCCUUGCUGGGGAGCAUGCAGCCCUGACAGCUGCCCAGACACUAACAGCCACCCUACAGGACCAGGCAGACACAGCUGCUCGCAUCCACAUGGCUGUGAAAGAGAAGCAUGCGAGGAUCAGAAACUUUGAGAGGGAAAUUCAAGAGAAGGUGGAGAACAUACAAUCCUUGGCAGAGAGUGUGCGGGGUGGACGGGAGACAGUUAGGCAGCUUCUGACAAGCCUUCAAUCCAACAUUAAGGAGGUGCUGUCCUUCACCACAACCCCAACUCCUGCCUCCAGCAGCCUGGCUGAUGAGUGUGAGAAGCUGGAGGCCAUACCCUUGGCUUAUCUCCUCACCACGCAGAUGGAAACACCAGGGGAGCGCAAGCAGAAAAUCUCCAUGUCCACAACACCACUGAUCUGGCACAACACUGAGCUUGCAAAUGCCGGUUGGAAGGCAGUCAGUCAAUUGUGUGAUGGGAUGCAGUGCUGGGACAGUGUGUAUGAGGCAGCCUGCAAGUGUCGGCACCUCACCACCACUCACCACUGCCAGAUGGAGCGCCUCAUAAGCCUUCAGGAAGCCUUGUGCACUGCCAGGAAACAGUCUGAAGCCAUUUCCAGCCAGGGAACAAAAGAACUGCUGAAGCAAGUUGAAGCCCAUGACCAGAAGCUUGAGGAAGAGGUGACAGUGAUGCUGGAUGACACAGAGAAGCAACUUGGUAAAGGCUUCCAACACUUGACCAAGUUUAACCAGCACAUGUCUGACUGGUGGGAGCAGCCAGCAAAAAGGAUACAGGUUAAAUCAUAGCACCUCUGCUGCUGUUCCUGCUGGAGAAGCUGCCAGAUCUGCUGCAUAGGAGACCCUCAUUCAGCCUAGUGGGGCUUGGUCUUCUCUCCUGUAGAGGCUGUGAUGUGAGGCAGUGCUUGUGAACGUGUAUAGAUGCUUUGUCUCAUCUAUCCCACUUUAAGGUUAGCUUAAUACAUAAAUAUAUAAUGCUACUAUAAAGAUUACUUAAAAAUGCCUUGAAUUGUGUAAAUGUGAAUGAAAGUUGAAUGUUCUCUUAAAUUUUGUUGUUUAUUAAAUUUCCUUGUAUUUUCAUUUUCUUGUCUUUUAGGAAGAAAACAGUUAUGUCAGUUGUGAAUAGUAGCAAUAUUGAAAAAAAGAGUGCUUUCAUAUAAGAUGAUGUUUGUUAUUACUUUAUAUGAAGAAAAAAUUCCCACAAACUGAAGUAUCAAGAAGUGCCUUAUGUCAGUCAUUUGAAUAAAACUAAUUUUGCAUCUCCUGCAUUUAUUAAAGGCAUUUAUUAAAGUACAAUAAUACUGUGUGAUUCU